AUGCCAGCUCUUAGCACUGUUAACACCCGCAGCUCCGUGGUGAGCUCCGGAACGUUGCACGAGAAAAACAGCCGUUCGCUGUUUGGUGCGAUCAAAAGUGCCUUCAAGCCCAAGAAAAAGUCUGGAUCGGGAGACGGCAGCCGGUCCCGACGCCUGUCGACAUUUAGCAUAGGCUCGGCCGGCAGCUCCGACAGCCGCAAAAAGCACACCCAAGAGGAGGAACUCGAACGCCGCCGUGCCAAUUGUCUCGCUAUUCGCAGCGCAAAACGUGAUCCCAUCGAGGUGCAAAAAUUGCUCGUCGACUGCGAGUUCUGCAACCCUCCCCCAAAAUACGGCAUCGAUAUUCCCAUCGUCACACCGCAAUUUACAGCAGCCAGUGUACGGCCGCCCACCAAGGAGGAGUUCGAACGCAUGGAGCAACAGCCAGAAGAAGUUUGGAACCCCGGCCUCCGAGAAUGGCUGCGCAUGAGAGAACUGUGGAACACUCCUACGAGCAACAAACAACCAGUGCAUCAUCUAGACAAAGACGUGAACCCGGACCGCUAUUUUGUCAUGUAUAACCGCUUUGUGCGAUUCACCAGGCCUCUCAAGAAGCCCCUCAACCUCGACGACGUGCUCAAGAUCGUAAAGGCCGGAUGGGUCUGCGAGGGCGAGUGGCACGAAGACCCCGCGGACAGGUGGAGUGACGAGGAGGAUAAUGAUCCGGCAUCAGCUCUGAAUUCUGCAUCAAACCCACUGUCUCUUGAAUCAUCGGUUUCCCCCAAACCAUACACCGGCGAGUCAUCAGCAAAGCAAGACACCGAAGAAGAUAAGUUGGCCGGGAGAGUCCAAUUCGACUUUGUUCCUCAUCCCCGCUACAAGGAGGGAACGCCGCAGGAUUCUACUACCCAUUCCACCGCCGAUGAAUGGCCUCCCCAACAACGGACUCAAAUGCGACCUUCGUUGGUCACCGCCGGUAGUCUUAGCCUUAUGCCUACCCGCUCGAAUCACUCUUCCGUCAUUUCUCUAACUGACGAGGAAUAA
Molecule: messenger RNA, 1023 nt
Organism: Wickerhamiella sorbophila
Lineage: Eukaryota; Fungi; Ascomycota; Dipodascomycetes; Dipodascales; Trichomonascaceae
Exons: 1
Coding region: 1-1023 (340 amino acids)
Source: RefSeq, a predicted model, not a curated record